This is a messenger RNA of Physella acuta, 1637 nucleotides long. RefSeq names its product keratinocyte proline-rich protein. The record is from RefSeq and is a predicted model, not a curated record. NCBI's taxonomy places the organism in Eukaryota, Metazoa, Mollusca, Gastropoda, Physidae.
CCUUUGGAGGGGUCGAUGGAAGACGAAGUGGAGGUCGUAGCAGCAGAAGUCGGAUUGGUAGAAGUUCUGGAACUUUUUCAAGAAACAACAGAGUAAUGUCACGCAUUCCACUAUCCGGUCGAAUAGUUGGAGGUAGUAGUCCUUAUACCAGCUCAACAUGGAUGGUGGCAGCAUCUGCCGGGAUGAUUUAUGGUAGCAUGCGCUACCGUAAGCUUUAUCCACAUAGCAAUAAAAUGCCAACAAUCUGUACCAAUAACAAAGAAAAAAGCCCUUCAGGUACAGUCUAUGGCUAUUUCAUUUGUCCACGAGAGAAUGAAUCUCUCAAUGCUGUCUACUGUUGUGGCCCAGACAAAAGGGAAUACUGUUGUAAUGAAUCAGAAGCUGAAGCCUAUUUCAUGCUACAUGAAAGAAACAAAGCUACAAACAUGUCAGUUGGAACUAUUGUAGGAAUUAUUGUUGCUGUUGUGGUCAUUGUUGCUGUUGGAGCUUUGUGUUGCAAAAAACGGAAGCAGGCUGGAAAAAUAAUUCGCAAAUUUUCCAAAAGAGGAUCCAGCCAGAGAUACUGUGGUCCCCAGACAGUCCCGCUCAACAGUGCAGAUCCAGGCUAUGCAUUAGCCCAUGAGGAAAAACCAGCUCAACCUCCACCAUCGUAUGCUGAUGUGGUAUCACACGGAGAACCCUACCCACCUUUGGCUAAAACAAGUGAAGCUCUGGGAACAGGAUACCCCCCACCCAUGGGGCACGGAGCACCCGCAUCUUACCAAGAUAUGCCCUUCCCACCUCCAAGUGAUGUUCCUUAUCCAUAUUCCAAUGUUCCAUACCCACCUUGUAGUGGCGCCCCCUACCCACAACCUACUGGAGCCCCCUACCCACAACCUAGUGGUGCCCCCUACCCACAACCUACUGGAGCCCCCUACCCACAACCUAGUGGUGCCCCCUACCCACAACCUAGUGGUGCCCCCUACCCACAACCUAGUGGUGCCCCCUACCCACAACCUACUGGAGCCCCCUACCCCCAGCCUGGUGAGUUCCCCUACCCCCAGCAUAGUGAGACUUCCUACCCCGAACCUAGAGGAGCCCCAUACCCCCAGCCUAGUGGGGGCUCCUACUCACCCACACAUGAGACACAUCAGCCAGCUAGUGGGGCCCCCUAUCCAGAUGAGAUCCACACCUACAGUGGAGUGACACCCCAAACAGCCGACAUAUCUGAAUCUACCCUGCCAACAGCUCCUCAGUAUGAGCCUGUAGCUCUCAACUCACCUGUACAAGAGAGCUCGAAUUCAUAUGGAGCCAGGUUGUAGGAUUGGAUGUCAAUAGGACAAGGGCAUUCACUCUCAGAACAAGGGCAUUUGAUCUUACUGGCGGCCACGUUUCUGCUCCAUUUCAGCCAUUUUCUUUCCUAGUCUGUGCAAAUAUGCACACAUUUUUUUGUGUACAGCAUCUAAUUUUUUUAUAAGUAAACCAUUUUAAAGUUAUUCGUACAAAGUUUACACCUAUUUUAAGUUUAAUGUUCGAUAUUAUAGCAAUGUAAGUUGUGUGAGGGUUGAAUAUAGCAAUGUAAAAUGUGUGAGGGUUGAAUAUAGCAAUGUAAGUUGUGUGAGGGUUGAAUAUAGCAAUGUAAGUUGUGUGAGGGUUGA